GUGCCAAGAACCUGUACAUCAUCUCCGUCAAGGGGAUCAAGGGCCGCCUGAACAGGCUGCCGGCAGCCGGUGUGGGUGACAUGGUGAUGGCCACGGUCAAGAAGGGCAAACCAGAGCUGAGGAAAAAGGUCCACCCAGCGGUGGUCAUUCGGCAGCGGAAAUCGUACAGGAGAAAAGACGGCGUGUUCCUCUACUUCGAAGACAACGCAGGAGUGAUUGUAAAUAAUAAAGGAGAAAUGAAAGGCUCUGCGAUCACAGGCCCUGUGGCCAAGGAGUGCGCGGAUCUGUGGCCCAGGAUCGCCUCCAACGCAGGGAGCAUCGCGUGAACGCGCUCGUCUCCGUAAAAGUCAAAUAAAAGCCCUUGUACCA
Messenger RNA from Mesitornis unicolor (brown roatelo), 369 nucleotides. RefSeq names its product ribosomal protein L23 (gene RPL23). Lineage: Eukaryota; Metazoa; Chordata; Aves; Mesitornithiformes; Mesitornithidae. Gene Ontology annotation, biological process: translation. The record is from RefSeq and is a predicted model, not a curated record. Gene Ontology annotation, cellular component: cytosolic large ribosomal subunit; ribosome. Gene Ontology annotation, molecular function: large ribosomal subunit rRNA binding; structural constituent of ribosome. The annotation marks the transcript as partial. The transcript has 3 exons.